Messenger RNA from Fonsecaea nubica, 1206 nucleotides. RefSeq lists its product as hypothetical. The record is from RefSeq and is a predicted model, not a curated record. NCBI's taxonomy places the organism in Eukaryota, Fungi, Ascomycota, Eurotiomycetes, Chaetothyriales, Herpotrichiellaceae. The transcript has 2 exons. Bases 1 to 1206 code for a protein of 401 amino acids.
AUGACGACGCCCUCUGCGCCCCUUCCCCGGUCAAUGCUCGGACGCCAUCGGCUCCUCGCCCCGAGCGCCAGCGUCCACGUCAGUCCGCUGUGCCUGGGCGGGAUGAACUUUGGCGACGCCUGGUCCGGCGUCAUGGGCGAGUGUACCAAGGAGACGGCGUUUGAGAUCCUCGACUAUUUUUACGAGAUGGGUGGGAAUUUCAUUGACACGGCGAACAACUACCAGGCCGAACAGUCCGAGAUGUGGAUCGGGGAGUGGCUCGAGCUCCACGGCCCCUACCGACGGGACGAGAUGGUCAUCGCGACAAAGUACUCGUCGGCGUACAAGGUCUUCUCGGAGCCCCAGCUCCAGCAGUCCAAUUUCGGGGCCAACAGCACCAAGUCGCUGGUUUUGAGCGUCGACGCGUCCCUGAAGAAGCUCCGGACGAGCUACAUCGACCUGCUGUACGUCCAUUACUGGGACUUCACCACGGGGGUGGAGGAGAUGAUGCAGUCGCUCAACCAGCUGGUGCGGAGCGGCAAGGUGCUGUACCUGGGCAUCAGCGACACGCCCGCCUGGGUGGUGGCCAAGGCCAAUGCGUACGCACGGCACCACGGCCUCAGACCCUUCAGCGUCUACCAGGGCCGCUGGUCGGCCGCGCAACGUGACUUUGAGAGGGACAUCAUCUCCAUGUGCCGCGACGAGGGGAUGGGGCUUGCACCCUGGGGGGCCCUCGGGGGCGGCUACUUCAAGCCCUCGUCCACGUCGCAAGAAGGCGGCCGCAACAUGGCAUCGGUCAACACGGGCCGGGAAGCCCAAGUAUCUCUCGUCCUCGAGAAGAUCGCCAACGCGCGCACGCCCGCCGUGCCUCUCACCUCGAUCGCCCUCGCGUACGUCAUGCACAAGACGCCGUACGUGACGCCCAUCGUCGGCGGACGCAAACUCGCCCACCUCCGCCAGAACAUCGACGCCCUGACCAUCCGCCUCUCGCCGCAGGAGCUUGACGACAUCGAGGCCGCGUACCCCUUCGAUGUCGGGUUCCCCAUGAACUUCAUCGCGGGAAAUGAUCCCCGCGGUCCCGUGCGCGGCGCCGCGGACGUCGCAUUCACCAAGAGGAUUGGGCAUUUCGACUUUGUCCAGGGGUCACAGCCCAUUUUGCCGCCGCUAGGAGUGGACAAGUUGAGCGAGGCGGAGAGGGCGGAGGUGCUGGGGUAUAGACUGCAAUAG